Durusdinium trenchii is the source of this 1464-nucleotide messenger RNA. The record is from the annotation of a GenBank genome assembly. Lineage: Eukaryota; Dinophyceae; Suessiales; Symbiodiniaceae.
AUGCUGGCUCAGAUGGAGAAGGUACAGCUGAAGGCAAACAACAUCGUUUGCAACAGCAUGCUGAGCACUUGUGCCCAAAGCAGGCAAUGGCAAUUGGCGCUUUGGCUCUUGUCGAGCUUCCCGAAGGCGGACGUCGUGAGCUUCAACAGCACCAUCAGUGCGUGCCGUGGCCGGACAAGCAUCGCAAUGGAAUUGCUGGCAGCUAUGGAAGGAAGAGCCUUACAGCCAAGCUUGGUCACCCUAAACAGUUCCAUUUGCGCAUGCUCAGCUAGUGACUGGCCACUCGCUUUGGAGCUUCUUUGGCAAACGAAAGAAGUUACGUCGCAGCGCGCAGAUGACGUGACCUUCAGCGCCGUGAUGAGCACCUGCGACAGAGGAAGUCAUUGGCCGAGGGCGCUGGAGAUUUUCAAGGUUGCACCACAAGAAGCGGUCACCAGUGCCGCUGCCAUCUCCGCAUGUGCCCAAGGAGCUGAAUGGGAACUGGCACUGGAACUGCUCGAGCGCUGUUCCUUCACUGGAAGCAGUGGCGCUGCCAUAGUCAGUGCCAUCAAUGCUUGUGCACGAGGAGGCCAGUGCGUUUGGGCAGUGCAUCUACUGAGUCAUUAUCGAAGUGAUGCAACCUUGGGUGCUGCUUUGCAUGCUUGCGCCAACGCCGGAGCUUGGGCCAAUGCCUUGGAGAUUCUUCAGCAAGCUGGAAGUUGGGCGCUUCGUCCCGAUGUCGCAGCGAUGUCCUCUGCGUGUGCUGCUCAGAAGUUCUGGAUUUGGCCCCUGCGAUUGCUGGAGGAUGCCACAGGGGCUGGAAAGCUUGCGGGAGCUUGUGUGGCAGCUGAAGCCUGUGAGAAGCUUGCCGAGCCACAAUUAGAGACAGAGAGCACCCCACCAGGGCUGCUGCGCUUGGUGGAGCAACGACACCCGGAGACCAGAUUGGAGCUCAACGUUUAUCAAUGCAAUUUGGCCAUCAGCGAAUGUGUGAAAGGCACCCGCUGGCAGACUGCUGUGGAGCUGCUCUCAUCAUCACCUCGCCAAGCUGUGAGGCGCGACACGGUGAGCUUCAACAGUGCUUUGAGCCGCUGCCCUUGGCGUCAAAGCUUGAACUUGUUCGUGCUCCUGGGGCAAAACGCGCUGAAGCCAGAUGCGGCCGGGAAUGAACGGCCGUGGAGGGUCGGCGCAAUGAGUGCUUUACAUCGACAGAGCCAAUGGCAAAAGGCUGCCGAUGUCUACUGCUCGAUUGCACUGUUGAGGCUCAGGCCCGAGACCUUCAUCUCGCACGCAUGGCCCGAAGCCUUGCAGAUGGCGAUGUCAGGUGGAGGUCUGGACGGCACAGCAUUCGCUCUCCUCGCCGAGGGCGCAGGGCUUUGGCCGAGGGCGAUGGGACUCUUGCAGCUGUUGUCGCAGUCAGGUGCAGAGACCAGUGUCGUCACGCAGAGUAGUGCAGCCUGGACGCAGAACUUUGUGGAGAUCUGA